Molecule: messenger RNA, 851 nt
Organism: Octopus sinensis (East Asian common octopus)
Lineage: Eukaryota; Metazoa; Mollusca; Cephalopoda; Octopoda; Octopodidae
Product: coatomer subunit beta'-like
Exons: 6
Coding region: 231-851 (206 amino acids)
Biological process (GO): intracellular protein transport; vesicle-mediated transport
Cellular component (GO): membrane coat
Molecular function (GO): structural molecule activity
Source: RefSeq, a predicted model, not a curated record
GCGUUAAAUAUACUCACGCACCCGAUCUUCCAUAUUUAGCUUCUGCUUCAGAUGACUGUGACGUCAUUUUGUGGGAUUAUCAGGCUAGAACAUGUCUACGAAAACUAUCAGGACAUUCUGCAAAAGUAUCAGCUGUCGCUUUCCAUUAUAAUUUAUCUGCCACAUUAUCUGCAUCAGAAGAUGGAAAAUUAAAAAUAUGGGGAUACAACGUUGGAUGUGAUGAUAUUACCAUGGAUAUGGUUUUUGGACGAGCGUGGGUUAUUUCGACUCAUCAGACGAACAAUUUGAUUGCUGUUGGUUACGACGAUGGGGCUGUUCUAUUUCAGUUCGGUAAGGAAGAACCAGUUUUCAGUGUUGAUUCUAACAUGAAAAUUUAUAUGGUUAAUAAAAACACGGUACAAUGUUUUAAUCCGAAAAAAAUAUCUGACCCUUGUUGGCACGAUUCUGAACGCCUUUCAAUUCCAUUUAAAGAUGUAGGAACGUUUGAUUUUAUUCCUUCUGACAUAUUACACAGUCCCAAUGGAAGAUUUGUGACUAUAAUCAAUGAAGAUUCUUUUGUGGUGUAUUCAUCUGUGGGAUUUCGUAGCAAGUGUUUUGGAAAGGGGAUGAUGGGAGGACAAUUUGCUUGGAGUGCAGAUUCUACAAUGUUUGGAAUUGCCAAGUCAUCUGUUACCAUCGUGCUUUAUCGAAAUUUUGAGAAACAGCCAGAAAUUAUGAAACCCCGAUUCGGAGUUGAUGCGAUUUUUGGCGGUCCAUUGCUUGGUGUUAAAUCUACUAAUGGUCUUGCUUUUUAUGACUGGCAAACUCGAGCUCUUAUUAGACUAAUAGAUAUAUCCAUUAAAUCUGUAUAA